Trichosurus vulpecula (common brushtail) is the source of this 2398-nucleotide messenger RNA. It is a transcript of the gene CFAP100, whose product is annotated as cilia and flagella associated protein 100. NCBI's taxonomy places the organism in Eukaryota, Metazoa, Chordata, Mammalia, Diprotodontia, Phalangeridae. The transcript has 16 exons. The record is from RefSeq and is a predicted model, not a curated record. Bases 366 to 2174 code for a protein of 602 amino acids. Gene Ontology annotation, cellular component: ciliary basal body.
ACAAGUAAAAUCGACGCCUCCCUCAUUCCAGGAUUCCAUCUCCACUUGCGGUUCGGAGGGCUUUGUGACAACCUGUCUCCGAGGAGAGACGGCAGAAUGGUUGCCGUAGCAACGUAAACAAAGUCGGAGAAUACGGCCUCAGCAGAAUUCACUUCGUUUUAACGGGUGCCGAGUGCGCGCUCUCUUGUCGGUUCUUGCAGCAGCGGCUUCUGCAAGUCUCAAAAGCUGACGCCGUGCAGGGGGAGUCACUGUACCCCGGAGCUGGUUCUUCAGCAGCUAGAAUCCUUACUGGAUGCCAUAGAAGGACUGAUACAUCAUUAGGUGAUCUCUUGAGGGAAGAGUUGUUACAAUCCCAUUACUUCAAAAUGUCCAAGUUGCCGUCUACACACCAGAAGACAUUGACCUAUGAUGAAGAACCUCAUGAGUCUAUCUGUAGCAGUCCUUUACCUGCAGCCAUUGAAUUUCCAGCUGAGUCCAUGGUCAAGGAGGAGAACUCAGAUGAUGGGAGGGAAAACCCUUUCCACCUAUCCCCGGACAUGGACUUCUUCUUGCUCCGAGACAGAGAGAGAGAAAAGCAUCGGCUGGAAAGGGAGGCCAAGAAAAACAUGAGGGUGUAUGAGAAGAUGACCUAUUCCUCAAAGAUAGCUGCCAAGCGCACCAACAUCCGAAGGCAACUACAGAUGGAAGACCACAUGGAGGACCAAGCUCUGCAGGCUGAGGCCCAGCGUCUCCGAGGCCUUCGGGAGAGUGCCUCCUGGAAAAUCGCUGUCACCAAAGAUAAGAAAAUUGAGAGAGAGAGCUUGGACAACUACAUCGAAAAGAAGCGACAAAUGUUCCUGAUCCAGUAUGCCCUGGAGGUGAAGAGAGAGGAGAUCCUGAGACUGGAAAUGUUGGCCACCAAGGAAGAGAUGAAGCUGGAGAAGGCAGAAAAGUUCCUAGAGAAGGAUGCGACUCUGUUUGAUGAGUUCCUGAAGGAGAACGAUCGGAAUUCUGUGCAGGCCAUGAGAAUAGCCGAAAAGGAGGCCAAGGCGAAGAUGGAGAAGAUCAUCGAAAUCCGAGAUAUCACUGCACAAAUCUUAAUGGUGAAAAGUGAGAUCUCCAAGUUUGAAGACAACGUCCAGAUUUUCAAACUCUAUAAGGAUUUCCUCUAUAAGCUGUCCCCCAGGGAGUGGCUGAUGACCCAUGCCAGGAAGCAUUUGGCCCAUGCUGCUGCCAAGAUGACCUUAGACCGACAGAGAGAGAGUAUUCCAUUUUUGCCCAUGGAAAAAGAGGGAAAGGGCAGUCGGAGAUCCAGUCUGAACACCCCCAUCCUCUCAUCAUCUGUGAGCGAAGCAGUGAUUAGCAAGGAAGACAAAUCCUCCCCCACGUCAUCUUCAUCCCAGGAUUUACAGCCUCUGUUCAGAAUUAGCCCCAGCAAGAAUGAGUCAAGUCCUACAGUGUUCUCUGCCAGAACAGAUGAAGCUGAUAGUGACGAUGAGCUGGACCUGUACUUCACAGAACCUCAGCAGCUGCUGGACAUUUUCACUCAGCUGGAGGAGCAGAACCUGUCUCUGAUUCAGAACUCCCAGGAGACGGAGGAGGCCCUGGAAGAGAUCGACAAUUCCAUGAGAAACGCACGGAACAAAAUGGAUCGAGAAAUCAACCAGCUGAAGCUGCUGUCAACCACUCUGAUGACCUCCAUCGCUAAGGAAGAGGAGGUCUCUGCAGACUUGCAGCUCAAAGCCCGUGUCUUCUCUUUUGGCGAGUAUAAGGGUGAUUACCAGAACAAGAUGUUGGCCAGCCUGAACAAAAAGGUGGUAGAAGUAUACCACCGCUGUAUUGGGGACUGUGAGUCCAGCCUGGGCACCCUGCAGAUGCUCACUAUAAUUGAGCACCAGCUGGAUGAACUCCUAGAGAAUCUGGAGAGGGUCCCACCAUGGAAGGUUGAACAAGUUGAGAAGGCCAAAGAGAAGGAGAGAAGGCUAAGGCUGAGGGAAGAGAAAGUAAAACUCCUCAAAGAUUUGCAGGAGGAGCGGCUCCAGAGAGCCCUGGCCAGGGCCCAAGCGACUAUCAAGAAAAAGACGGGCAGAAAGCUCAUGUAUCGCUCAGAGCCAGGGGCCAGGAAGUCCAGGGUUGAGGAGGCUGACCGCAUGUACGACAAGGAGAAAGAAGAGCUCCUCUUCUUCUUCACUUAGCUCACACACGCACUCGCGCACACACACCCCACCGCGGAGUUGGCGGAACACUUGUAAGAGAUGUAAACAAUCGAAGCAAACAGACCGUACUGGUUUACUUGUAUGAUUUAGAGUCGCUCUGACGCCCUUCCCAGUGUCCCUGGACACAUGUUCUUUCUGUGCUUGUAUUUAAACUAAAAUAAAAGUCCAUGCUCCUUUUGGUUGUGCAAGGAGGCCCCUUUAAA